Molecule: messenger RNA, 297 nt
Organism: Cryptococcus wingfieldii CBS 7118
Lineage: Eukaryota; Fungi; Basidiomycota; Tremellomycetes; Tremellales; Cryptococcaceae
Exons: 3
Coding region: 1-297 (98 amino acids)
Source: RefSeq, a predicted model, not a curated record
AUGUUCGCCCGAUCUCUUCUCCGAACUGCCUCCACUACCAUGCCUGCUGCGAGGACCAUGACUACUCGCAAGGCUUCCACCAUGUCUUACGAGCAGAACGGCAUCACUCACCAAAUGGGGGCCUUCUUCAAGAAGAACGGUGUUCCAGUUGAUGCUUACCCCAUCGUCUUCAUCACUCUCUUCAUGGCUUCCGCUGGCACUUUCAUGCUCUCCAAACACAUCAGGGAAGACCGUGACCACCUUCGAUGGAUGCCCCGUCAAGGUGGCUACAAGUUUCAGCUUCCCGCCGACAAGUAA